Molecule: messenger RNA, 2336 nt
Organism: Octopus sinensis (East Asian common octopus)
Lineage: Eukaryota; Metazoa; Mollusca; Cephalopoda; Octopoda; Octopodidae
Product: zinc finger protein 493-like
Exons: 3
Coding region: 665-2074 (469 amino acids)
Biological process (GO): regulation of transcription by RNA polymerase II
Cellular component (GO): nucleus
Molecular function (GO): DNA-binding transcription factor activity, RNA polymerase II-specific; RNA polymerase II transcription regulatory region sequence-specific DNA binding
Source: RefSeq, a predicted model, not a curated record
GAAGCGAAAACGUAACAAAAUUAGGAAAAUAUAUUUAUUCGACUUAAUUAAUAACUUUGAAGCUGAAAUGUUGAUUUGUUGUUUAUAAAAUACAAUGACCGACUGUUACAUGUGAUAGAACUGAAAUUAAUUGGUAAAAUGAGAAUAAAACAGCGUAAUUAAUUAGUAGAAUGUGAGGAGUCCGAUUGAAGAAUUCCAUAUUAAUAUAUGUUAUCCUGUUGUUUAUGAGGCAUUGAUAAAACGAAUAUCACAUCCUGUUGACAUAAAAGAAAUUACUUCAUUCAGAUGUGCCUCUGAUAUUUUUAUCAACUUUUAUUGACUAAAGGAAGACGAUAUAUUUAUAAGGAGCAUUCAUCAAUACAUAUACGUUUUUAUAUAAAGAAAGUCUAUGACAAAAUAUUGGGAAAUAUUUCUUCUGGAUGAUGGAAUUAACAGCAACAAUUUGAAGUCUUUGCCGUCUGGAAUAUAGAGGAGAUGAUUGCUUUACAGGUUAAUUAAGCUUGGAUAACUUUACAAAGGGGUAGACAAUUGUCACCUCUUGAUUUAGAUAUUAAGCAAGAUCUCAGCUGAAAGAAACGGCAUUAAAUUAUUCCCUAAAAAUAGUGACAAAACUGAACACAAACAUUCUCAUAGAAAUGAAAUAAACACUAUCAUUGUGAUAUUUAUGACAGAUUAUCCUCUCAUGAUGAAUCCUUUAACUGAAGCAAAUAACCCUGAUACAGGUGAGAAACCAUAUCACUCUAAUAUCUGCAGUGUAUCAUUCUCUGAUAGUGGUGUCUCGACUAUACAUGAACAUACACAUACAGGAGAAAAGCCAUAUCCAUGUGAUAUCUGUGGUAAAUCAUUCACUCAGAGUAGUGACUUAAUUAAACACAUACGUACACAUACAGGUGAGAAGCCAUAUCCAUGUGAUAUCUGUGGUAAAUCAUUCUCUCAGAGUGGUCAUUUGACUGCACACAUCCGUACACAUACGGAGGAGAAGCCCUACUGUUGUGAUAUCUGUGGUAAAUCAUUCUCUCUAACUGGUAAAUUGACUAAGCACAAAUAUACACAUAGAGUUGACAAGCCACAUCAUUGUGAUAUCUGUGGUAAAUCAUUCUCUCAGAGCGGUUAUUUGACUAAACACAAACUUACACAUACAGGCGAGAAGGCAUAUCAUUGUGACAUUUGUGGUAAAUCAUUCUCUGCAAGUGGGGGCUUGAUUAGGCACAAGCUUACACAUACAGGAAAGAAGCCAUAUCAUUGUGAUAUCUGUGGUAAAUCUUUCUCUCUGAAUUGUAACUUGACGAAACACUUGCAAACACAUACAGGGGAAAGACCAUAUCGUUGUGAUAUCUGUGGUAAAUCAUUCUCUCGAAGUGGUAACUUGGAUACUCACAGACGUAUCCAUACAGGAGAGAAGCCAUAUCACUGCGAUAUCUGUGGUGAAUCAUUCUCUGGUGGCAGUUACUUAAUUAUGCACAAACUUACGCAUACAGGGGAGAAGCCACACCAUUGUGAUAUUUGUGGCAAAUCAUUCUCUCAAAGUAGUUCUUUGACUAGUCACGUACGUACACAUACAGGUGAGAAGGCAUAUCAUUGUGAUAUUUGUGGCAGAUCGUUCUCUGAAGGUGGUCACUUGACCAGACACAAACGUGUUCAUACAGGAGAGAAGCCAUAUCGUUGUGAUAUCUGUGGUAAAUCAUUCUCUCAAAGUAGCGUUUUAACUGACCACAAACGUAGACAUUUAGGAGAAAGACCAUAUCAUUGUGAUAUCUGUGAUAAAUCAUUUUCUAGAAGUGGUGACUUGACUAAACACAAAUUUAUGCAUACAGGAGAAAAACCAUAUCAGUGUGAUAUCUGUGGUAAAUCUUUCACUUGUAGUACUUACUUAAGCAAGCACAAAUUUAGACAUACCGGAGAGAAGCCGUAUCAUUGUGAUAUCUGUGGUAAAUCAUUCUCUCAGAGUUGUCAUUUGACUAAACAUAAACUUACACAUACAGGGGAGAAGCUAUAUCAUUGUGAUAUCUGUGGUAAAUCAUUCCCUCAAAAAGGUCACUUAAGUAGACAUUUGAGUAUUCUUACACAAGUGUAAAAAUAUCAACAUCAAAAUUUAUUACAACAUAUCAACAAUUAUGAGUUUUUCGUCUUCUACCAGACAAGGUUUAUUCCUUUUCAAGCUUGAUGUAUUCAACUUCAAUUUCAUGAAUCACAACUUCAGUAUCGUGGAUAUAUCUAAAUAUAUCAACACAGGGAGAACUUUGAUUUUUGAAGAUGAUUGUGCUGGAUUUUUGAGGAAUUUGUUAGGAGAGAAUAAAGGAAUGGGAAUAAGGAAUAAAAAUUUUAAGUGACAUUGA